GGUCAGAGGGAUGCAACAGCUAUUCCCGUCCUCCCCUGUACGUUUGCAUUUAUUAUUGACCUUUCUCGAUGUAUGCAUUGCUGGCUAGGUGAGCGGUUAGUGCCUAUCACUCCUCGCCGCUGAGAAGUUGGUGGUGAGGCACAAGGAUGAACAAAGCCAUGUUGCUGCCUGUAUGUUCGUUUUCACCUGCGCAUCGCAAACCAAGGCAUUAGUUCCUUUGUGUGCAAUAUUAUCCUCUUGCAAUCUGACCUCUCAAACACUCAGUUGUGAGACACUGAAAUUAGGAAUGUACUCGAUGGCCUUGUUUGACACAUCAGCUGCACACCAUAUGUUGCACUGAAAGGUAGAAGUGUUGCUAAAACUUGACUCAAGCUGCUUGUGAAGAUUUGCCUGAUCUCGUUUGAUGGUUGAAAGGAAGGGAAGCUUCCUUCCUGAAUGCAGGUUUGUCAAAAAGCACCUUUACAUCUCAAUUUAAGGUUGCGUAGCCAGAUCGCGAAAGGAGACGGAAUGUCAGUAAUGGGAAAGGUUUGGUCCGGAAGGAGUCCACUGCCAGGUUGAAGAUUGCCAAGAACUCUGCAUGGACUUGGUUCUCUGCUUGUUAUUAGUGACAGUGUCCAUUCGUGCUGGAGGUGAUGCAUGUCCAGCAUUGGAGAUUUAGUUUGUCAUAGAAAUCAGCGUUAGUUAUUGUAAGGACAAGUGAAUGCAGCUCCUCUGAUUGUUUAAUGGUUCCAGUUACUGUGAUGAUUUUCCCUUCCGGCACUGCCAGACAUCUUGUUGACGGGCUGGGCUUGGCUUGUCGAGUGCCUUUGAGGAUUAUGAUUAAUUGGUACUGAGGAAACGAAGCAGAGGAGAAAUUGAGAGGAUGUUUGAAAGUGGUUGUCUUGUUUUAUUGGAUCUCCUGAAGGCGACACUAGAUAUCCACAGUUGAAGGGUGUACUGUGCACUGUCCAACCAACGCAAAAGGAUUGCAGUGACGUGGACAGGUGCAGCAUCAGUUGUCGCAGAUCAAGUGGAGACAACAUGAGUUGAUGUUAUUCUCAACAUGUCAUUAAUCAUUGCAGAACCAAACCCUGUGAACAAUGUAAUCGUUCUGAAUCACACCACUACUUCAGUUACUCUGAGCUGGGACCAACCAUUCGACCACAAGCCGGAGUAUACCUAUAAGGUGGCAGUGAACGGAAAUCUCUCAACAAAUGUGACUGAGAAUGAAUUCAUCACUGUGACUCAACUGAAUCCAGGAACAAGAUACAUUUUUAGGGUGUUCACGCUGACGGCAGAUAACACGUCAGCAGAUCCCGUCACUGUCUCUUCGACUACAGUUCCUUCCAAGCCAGGAGCCAUUAAUGUGACAGCCUUAAGCAACAGUUCCAUCUCCCUCAGCUUAGGAAGACCCGUGGACAUGGAGGUCAACCAGUACAAUUUCAGCAUCACAUACAGGGCUGCCAACCGUUCCGAUGGUUCCUUGAUUGAAAGUUCAAAUUCCACCACAAUCCAAGGUCUGCAAUCUGGAACCAAUUACACCAUAGUUGUGACUACUAUUGUUCUCGGUGGAGUGAAGAGUGAAGCUGUGGUUCGAAGUCAGUUUACACGUAAGUGGGGUGAAAUUUCCCUCGUAGACUGGGUUGCAGCCCGAAUGUGAGAAGCAAAUAAGAAAGGACAAUCUUCCAGGUGGUGAGAUCAUUGGAUUCAAGAAUGUAUUUUGGAGAUGGUGCAGGGUGUUUGGUUGAAGGUGUUCUGCAGAGACCUCGGAUGGAUACAGCUUUUCUGAUGAAUGAUUAAUCAGUUAGAAUUGUUGCUCCUUAACCUCGAUACGAGAGAGACAUUUCUCGUAUCUUAACUGGCCUUCCUGUGGCAAAUGCAGCAGAAUAAUUGGCCGCGGUUACGUUCUUGCUAGGGAGUUAAACAUUGUUGGAGAGGAAUGUUGCAGUCUAGUUUGUGUUAGGACUGAAUCACCUUUUGACUUUGAGCUUGUUGAGUAUUGCUCUGGAUGAGUUCGUUCCAAUUAUUAACGUUAUCAACAAUUACAAAUUGAAUCAUGACACUUCAUUGAAGUUAGAGGCACGUAUCAGGAUGCCAUUAAAUCUCAUCUGGGGCAGUCUUCCCAAUCUUGAGCCUGACAUUCGCUGCAGCUUGGAGAUGAGGGCAAGUCCGUCGUUGGAUAAAAAAAAUUGUAAUGACUGCACUUGUGAGGAGAGAGAAUGUGGAAGCCUGCUUCUCAUUUUAAGUGUCUCAACUUCUUGGCGCAUGAAAUACGAACAGCUCUCAAAGAGUGAAUACAGUUUCAAAGGCUCAGGUUUCACAUGUGAGAUGGCAGGGCUUAAGUACAUGAGCUGUUCAUUGAGGUGUUAUGCUGUGGUUCUAAAUCAGUUUGCGUCUAAGUGGGAUGAAAUUUUCCUUCUGAGUUGGAGGGUGUAGGCCACAGGCGAGAAGCAAGUAAGAAAGGAACGUGUUUCAGCUUGUGAUCAUUGGAUUUGGGAAAGUAUUUGGGAGGCAGUGUCAGAUAUUUCGUUGCAGGUGUUCUGCAGAAUGUUCAGUUGGCUGCAGCUUUUCUUAUGUAUGUGCAGCUGGUUUCUCUGCCUGAGUUAUAAUAGGUGCUCUCUCACCUUGGCACUGGAGCCGUGCUUGUAAUAUUUGAAGUGGUCUUCCGGUGGAUCAACACGAUGGAAUAAUUGACAGGAGACACAUUUUUGGUGGAGAGUUACAGCAGCAUAGCUUGUAUUAAUAUUGAUCAGUUUUGAAUGUUAUGAAGUGGCUAGGCAUUACUCUGGUUAAGAUGGAUCCAGUCAGUGGCAUCUCAUCAAUGCUUGCAAACCAAAUCCGUGUCUUCUUGGUGAAAUUUAAGUCUCGUAACCAGUGUCUUCUUGGUGAAACUUAAGUCUCGCAACAACGUGUCAUUAAAACUCAUCUGGAACAUACUUUCCCAUCUCGAGCCUGACUCUUUCUACAGAUUGGAGAAGAGGGCAAGUGUAUCUUGUAGUCAAAAGGCUUCGAAUGACUAUAGUUGUGUGGAGAUGGAAUGCUGGAAGCUGCUGCUCCUACGGGUUACCGCUUGUUGGCACCUAAUGCACAAACAACUCCUGUUAGCAGAUAUUUUUCUUCAGGUCGUCAAUGCAAUUUUCAAGGCUCAGGUUUCACAUGACAGGUGGCAUGGCUUUAAGUACGUGGGUCAGAGGGAUGCAACAGCUAUUCCCGUCCUCCCCUGUACGUUUGCAUUUAUUAUUGACCUUUCUCGAUGUAUGCAUUGCUGGCUAGGUGAGCGGUUAGUGCCUAUCACUCCUCGCCGCUGAGAAGUUGGUGGUGAGGCACAAGGAUGAACAAAGCCAUGUUGCUGCCUGUAUGUUCGUUUUCACCUGCGCAUCGCAAACCAAGGCAUUAGUUCCUUUGUGUGCAAUAUUAUCCUCUUGCAAUCUGACCUCUCAAACACUCAGUUGUGAGACACUGAAAUUAGGAAUGUACUCGAUGGCCUUGUUUGACACAUCAGCUGCACACCAUAUGUUGCACUGAAAGGUAGAAGUGUUGCUAAAACUUGACUCAAGCUGCUUGUGAAGAUUUGCCUGAUCUCGUUUGAUGGUUGAAAGGAAGGGAAGCUUCCUUCCUGAAUGCAGGUUUGUCAAAAAGCA
This is a messenger RNA of Pristis pectinata (smalltooth sawfish), 3620 nucleotides long. Its product is annotated as receptor-type tyrosine-protein phosphatase H-like. Lineage: Eukaryota; Metazoa; Chordata; Chondrichthyes; Rhinopristiformes; Pristidae. Gene Ontology annotation, molecular function: protein binding. The record is from RefSeq and is a predicted model, not a curated record. Bases 1043 to 1639 code for a protein of 198 amino acids. The transcript has 2 exons.